GCGCCGGCUUCGCCCAGCGCUAUUGGCCGCGUCGUGACCCCGGUGGCGGUUGCCGGGGUGACGGCGGGAGAGCUGGCUGUCCGGAGGAGAGAGAGCGCAGCCCUGCAGCUGAGAUUUCUGCUGUGAGAAUUACCAGCAACAAUUCACUAUGGGGGAUAUUCUGGCCCAUGAAUCUGAAUUACUUGGACUGGUGAAAGAGUAUUUAGAUUUUGUGGAAUUUGAAGACACCUUGAAGACAUUUUCAAAAGAAUGCAAAGUAAAAGGAAAGCCGUUAUCUAAAGCUGUAGGUGGAUCAAUAAAGAAGGAUUGCAAGUCAUUGAUAGUCCAGAAGGAUCUGGUGGCAGCGUUUGACAGUGGAGACCAGAAGUUGUUCUUCGAUUUGUGGGAGGGCCAUGUUCCUAGCUCCAUCAGAGACACUGACUCCCUGGCCCAGAAGCUGGAGUUCUACCUUCACAUCCAUUUCGCCAUCUAUCUUCUCAAGUACUCUGUGGGCAGCCCGGACAAGCAGGAGCUCGAUGAGAGGAUUUCUUACUUCAAAACCUACCUGGAAACCAAAGGGGCCGCCUUGAGCCAGACCACGGAGUUCCUUCCCUUCUAUGCCCUCCCUUUUGUGCCCAAUCCUAUGGUCCACCCCUCAUUUAAAGAGCUCUUCCAGGAUUCUUGGACUCCGGAAUUAAAGCUGAAGCUGGAAAAGUUUUUAGCUUUAAUAUUUAAAGCCAAUAACACGCCAAAACUUUUAACCAUCUAUAAGGAGAAUGGACAGAAUAGCAAAGAAAUGCUGCAGCAGCUCCACCAGCAGCUGGUGGAGGCCGAGCGCCGAGCCAUGACCUACCUCAAGCGGUACAAUAAGAUCCAGGCCGACUACCACAACCUCAUCGGAGUCACAGCCGAGCUGGUGGAUUCUCUAGAGGCCACAGUCAGUGGCAAGAUGAUCACCCCCGAGUACUUGCAGAGCGUCUGCGUCCGCCUCUUCAGUAACCAGAUGCGACAGAGCCUGGCUCACAGCGUGGACUUCACAAGACCUGGGACGGCCUCAACCAUGUUACGAGCCUCCUUGGUACCUGAGAAGUUGAAGGAUGUCCCAUUACUGCCCUCCCUGGAUUAUGAGAAACUGAAGAAGGAUUUGAUUUGGGGCAGUGACCGCUUGAAAGCCUUCUUGUUGCAGGCUCUGCGCUGGCGCUUGACCACGUCGCAUCCGGGAGAGCAGAGGGAGACAGUCCUACAAGCCUAUAUCAGCAAUGACCUCUUGGAUUGUCACAGCCACAACCAGAGGAGCGUGCUGCAGCUGUUGCACUCCAAGAGCGAGGCUGUGCGGCAGUACAUGGCCAGACUCAUCAAUGCCCUGGCGUCCCUGGCUGAAGGUCGACUCUAUCUAGCCCAGAACAAUAAGGUGCUGCGGAUGCUCGAAGGAAGGCUGAAGGAGGAAGACAAGGAUGUCAUCACUCGUGAGAAUGUCCUUGGGGCCUUGCAGAAGUUCAGUCUCAGGCGCCCACUGCAGACGGCAAUGAUUCGAGAUGGCCUCAUCUUCUGGCUGAUCGACCUUCUGAAGGACCCUGACUGCCUGUCUGACUACACACUGGAGUACUCUGUGGCUUUGCUCAUGAACCUCUGCCUCCGCAGUGCAGGAAAGAACAUGUGUGCUAAAGUGGCAGGGCUUGUGCUGAAAGUCCUUUCAGAUCUCCUUGGCCAUGAAAACCAUGAGAUACAACCAUAUGUGAAUGGAGCCCUGUACAGCAUCCUUUCCAUCCCAUCCAUUCGUGAAGAGGCCAGAGCUAUGGGAAUGGAGGAUAUCCUGCGAUGCUUCAUCAAAGAAGGCAGCGCCGAGAUGACCCGCCAGAUCGAGUUCAUCAUCAAGCAGCUGAACUCCGAAGACUUACUGGAUGGUGUUCUUGAAUCCGAUGAUGAUGAAGAUGAAGACGAUGAAGAGGACCACGACAUCAUGGAAGCCGACCUGGACAAGGAUGAGCUGAUCCAGCCCCAGCUUGGAGAACUCUCAGGCGAGAAGCUUCUGACCACAGAGUACUUGGGAAUCAUGACCAACACUGGGAAGGCACGUCGGAAAGGGCCGCCCGGUGUGCAGUGGAGUGGGGAUGAGCCCCUGCGUCGGCCCGUCACCCCUGGUGGCCACAGGACAGGGUGCCCAGUGCUGGGAGACCAUCUCAUUUCUCCCCAGAAUGCCCAACAAGCCAGAAAUAGCUGUCUGCAGACCCUACCAGCCACUCAGCCGGACAUCUGCAAAGGUCGCAAACCUGGUGCUGCUGGGCGUGGCAUAUCCUUUCCAUCAGUUACAGAUCCCAAGCCAAGAGAGUGGUUACCAGCUGGACAUCAAGAAGAGCCUCGCUUGAUUCCCACAGCAGUCCCCAGCUGGCCAAAGGAUGUGAUCCAGGACCCAAGCAGUGGACAUACCAACAGGGAAUUCAAAUCAGCCUCCACCUACAAGCUCUGGGUACCCAGUACUCCAGAGACCAUGGAGUUGAACAUGCUCAAGGCGAAAGCAUUGUCUCUGGCCCCCCUGUUCUCCUCAAGUGGCCCCCAACAGGCCAGCCGCCCGGCUUCCACAGCGUCCUCCACGAGAGGCCUGCACACCUCAGCCAGUCAACUGAUCUCCACCCAGCUGGGCUUUCCUAACAAGAGUACAGAGUGAAGAUGUCAAGCAGCAAAAUGUCGCCAGCUGGGGUACAGCCCAGUCACUGCCCCUCCCUGGGCAGACCCUGCCCUUCUACCAUGAUGGCUAAGCCGUCAUGGCCUCUCCCUAUUCCCUCUGGAAACGGAGAAGCGGAGGUUCAGGUCAGGCUACUCCCUCCCAGGCCCCGAGGUAGUGCCAAGGGGCCAUGGGAAACCUGGCCAGGCGGGAAGCAGUCAGGCCUCUCUGACCCUGCCCUGUCUCCAGACUGCACAGGGUUGGGGAGCGUCAGUUGAGAUAAUCACAAUAAUAACACCCGUAGCUGAUGGCUGGCCACGCCCCACAUCCAGUGGCAUCGAAUAGCCAGGCCUGGUGUACAAUUCCCUGAGUGGUAGAUUCCAUAUGUCCUGUAGACUCAGCAAACAGUGAGCUCUUGCCAGAGGCACACUGAGCAAACGGAGCAGGCACCGCUUCCUGUGAGGAUAGACCAGGGCAGGAGGGAAAGUUCUCAUUAUUCUGUUUGCACAAGGGCAGAUUGAAAGAAGGGAUUGUGUGGGAUAGAGGGGCUCUGUGUCGGGACCCUUGGCUCUGGCUCCUCUCCUCAGGCAGCCAGUCCCACAGGAAGUGAAGAUGGCUUCCUCCCCACGCUGUCACCAUCACGUGUCUGAGGACCCAUCGGCUUCUGGUUCUCUACCAGCCAGCAGCUGCAGGCGCUGGGUAUGAAGGGACACUUGUCUCCAACGUCCUGGGUGGCAGAGGAUCCCAGGAAUGCCGUCCCUUCAGGCUGCCCAGGAGCAAGACUGUGAGAGCUCCACUACCCAGGCAUCAUUUCCUCAGACUGAGCUGUGAGAAGAGGUUGGGAGAGGUCUUGACUGCCUUUCUGGUGAUAGGAAGCUCCCUGGCCACCCUUUGCACCCACAAGAGAAAAGGGGGUAGCCUUUGACCCUUGUGGCCACAGAGAAUGGCAAAUUCUGCAUUCAGCUUCCCUGGCCAUCAUAGAAGCUAAGCUAGACAUGAAGCCACCCGUCAAGCCAGUGCCAUCCACAUUGAGAAGGAUAUGCCAGAGGAGUCUUUUCCCAGAUGCUUGGCCAGGGGGGCUGGUGAAAGGUGACCCCUCACUUCUCACGAGAACCAACCACAAGCCAAUAAGGAGGGUGGGGAGCCUCAUUCGGUUACCAACCUAUGGGUCAUGACCUCUUCAGAGAGGGCUCAAAUGACCCUUUCACAGGGGUGGAAUAUGAAACACCCUGCAUAUCAGAUACUUGCAAUACAACCCCUAACAAUUCAGUUAUGAAGUAGCAAUGAAAAGAAUUUUAUGGUUGGAGGUCACCACAAUAUGAGGAACUGCAUUAAAGGGUCUCAGGAUUAGGUAGGUUGAGAACGGCUGCUCUAGACUCUGCCGAAAGAAACACUGUUGCAGGUGACGGGACAAAGGGGACAGAGGAAGAUGUGGACACACUGCUCAUGUACAAAGUUCUAAAAACAAUAAUUUAAAAAUAAGAAUAUCCUAUGGGCCCAGCUCAUGAGGCAGCGCUCUCGCCAGCAUGCGCAAAGCCCUUGGUUCCAUCAUUAGUAUCACAGAAACCAUAUAUGCUCACACUCCUCUGUCCGUCAGCACUCAGGAAGGGGAGGCAUGGGGAUGAGAAGUUCAAGGUCAUCCUGUGCUACAUACUGAGUUUGAAGCCAGCCUGGGCUGCAGGAGACCUGGUUUUUCUGUUUGUUUGUUUGUUUGUUUGU
Mesocricetus auratus (golden hamster) is the source of this 4360-nucleotide messenger RNA. It is a transcript of the gene Armc9, whose product is annotated as armadillo repeat containing 9. Lineage: Eukaryota; Metazoa; Chordata; Mammalia; Rodentia; Cricetidae. The transcript is spliced from 25 exons. The record is from RefSeq and is a predicted model, not a curated record. Gene Ontology annotation, molecular function: protein binding. Gene Ontology annotation, cellular component: centriole; ciliary tip; ciliary basal body. The coding region runs from base 149 to 2644 and encodes 831 amino acids. Gene Ontology annotation, biological process: cilium assembly.